GACAACAGUGUUGUACCAGCUCGCGGUCAGUGGAGUGGUGGGGAGUCCUCGUGGAAGUUAGAGACUUGGAGAAAUUAUGCUACAAGGCAAUAUUUUUUUCUUUUCACAAUAACGACAAAAACACGAGGAGAGACGUGAUUUAAGGAUCAACAACGAGAGGAAAGCACGCUAAUGAACCAACACGAUGUCAGUUCUGGGAAGUGCAAGUCGGCUCAUUCAAUUGGCCAGGUACAGUAGCCCCAUAAGCCUGUGUAAGAUGACGUCUCUCAGGAUGCAGUCUACUGCGACUGCUGCGGCUUUCACUCAGCCCGCCAACACUGCAACACCUGAGGCUGUGGAAAACAGAAAGCCCAAAACAGGAAUUCUGAUGAUGAACAUGGGAGGACCUGAGAAACUGGACGACGUUCAUGAUUUCUUGCUGCGGCUCUUCUCUGACACAGAUCUGAUGAAACUUCCUGUUCAGAAUCGACUGGGGCCGUUCAUUGCAAAGCGGCGUACCCCUAAGAUUCAGGAGCAAUACAGCCGCAUUGGGGGAGGCUCCCCGAUCAAGGCCUGGACGACGAUGCAGGGGGAGGGCAUGGUCAAACUGCUGGAUGAGAUGUGUCCUGAAACAGCGCCGCACAAAUUCUACAUUGGCUUUCGCUAUGUGCAUCCUCUGACAGAGGAGGCCAUUGAAGAGAUGGAGAAGGAUGGGGUGGAGAGAGCCGUGGCCUUCACCCAGUACCCACAAUACAGCUGUUCUACCACAGGCAGUAGUCUGAAUGCCAUCUACCGCUACUACAAGGGCAGAGGAGACAGACCUAAGAUGAGAUGGAGUGUCAUCGACCGCUGGCCUACACACCCCCUGCUGGUUGAGUGCUUCGCUCAGCAUGUCCUCAAAGAGCUGCAGAAGUUCCCCCCGGAGAAGAGGGAUGACGUGGUGAUCCUGUUCUCCGCCCAUUCCCUGCCACUGUCGGUGGUGAAUAGGGGAGACCCAUAUCCUCAGGAGGUUGGAGCCACUGUCCAAAGGGUCAUGGAGAAACUACAACACUGCAACCCUUACAGAUUAGUCUGGCAGUCCAGGGUUGGUCCAAUGCCAUGGCUGGGUCCUCAGACGGAUGACGUCAUCAAGGGUCUGUGUGAACGUGGCAAGAGGAACCUUCUGCUGGUGCCGAUCGCCUUCACCAGCGACCACAUCGAGACGCUGCAUGAACUGGACAUCGAGUAUUCCCAGGUGCUAGGGGAGGAGUGUGGUGUAGAAAACAUCAGAAGGGCUGAAUCUCUGAAUGGAAACCCAAUGUUUUUCCAGGCCCUGGCUGACCUGGUCCACACCCACCUGAAGUCGGACGAGCCAUGUUCCCGUCAGCUGACUCUGCGCUGCCCGCUGUGUACCAACCCCACCUGCGGAGCCACUAAGGCCUUCUUCGCUAAUCAGAAAUGACCUGUGUUACCUUAACAUGCAGGAGACUCCCAAAAUCUUCCGGUAUUCCAGAAAUCCCAGGUGGAGGAUUCCGGAUGUUCAGCUUAUUUGCUUUGGGUGCCUGGAUUCCUCCAAAUAGGAUUUCUUGAUAUUUGAGGGGUAACGUUUUUGCAACGUCACGCUCUGCCUUCUACUCAUCUGUUACUACGGGAACGAGCAGUUCUGAGUAAACAACAGAAGAAGAAGAAACACAAACUAAAGAAGUCUCUUAAACGCACACUGUCUUUGUCUCCAUUUACCAUAGUCUUUCCUGUGAGACGUUCAGAACAUCCCUGUGGUUGGGAUGUUUCCUUCGGUCCCAUGACCGCUGAACAUUACCCACAUUUGAAUUUAACCACCCCUACAGGAGCAAACUUUUCAGCCGCUAAAAGCAACAACAGAUUAUUCAGAAGAUCCAAGUAGUUUAUCGGUUUAAAUUUCCCAAAGUUAGCAUUUGUUUUUUGUACAUUUACACACAAAUUGGAUGUCUCCAGAUUAGGGUGUAUUUGAAAUAGAUAUUUUGUCAUUAGCGCCCUCUUGUUAUGGACAUUUCUCAGAUUUGUAUUAAUAUCUGAUUUUCUAUGGUUCUCUGAAGCUGGGUAAUGAGUGACAUUGCUGUCAAUGUACAAUGGCUACUGAUAUGGUGAUAGACUAUGGAUACAAAUGCCAUUAAACCUUUUGCUCUGACUUUGGAAUCAACUCAGUUUCAAUUGCAUUUUAAAAUGGAAGUAUAUAGUAAAUAUACACUUACUGGAAGCUAAGUGUUUUGAGUUAUUUGUAUCUAUCUCUAGAUAAGUAGGUAGAUAUUCUUGUCAGUGUACAUACUGUGCCAAAUCUUUUUCUUUCUUUUCUUUUUAGGUCAUUUGUUUUAAUUCCUCCACGUUAUAGCUGUCUGUCACCAUUUGUGACAUUUGUAGAAAGGCUCCGCAACCUGAAAGUAAUCUAUGGUACAUUUUUCUUUAAACAGCCGUUGCUAAGGAGACACCUCAUGCAAAAAAUAUGCAAUGUGUAUAAGAAAAAAAAGCUUAUAGCUACCGUUUCUGUGGAUGUUACUUCUUUAGCUUUUUAGCUAACGGUGGCUUACCUGAAGUUUCUAAUGGCUGUUUAUAGAAAAACUGUUUAGGGAUCUUUGCUCACAGACUAUUUAAGGAUCAGGAAGUUGUAACAUUUUAAUCUCUUUCAACACAAAAAUCCUGGUAACAUGGUAUUUUGUUGGAUUACUAAUUUUUAUUAAAUCCCAAAACGUCACACAUUUUUAAAUAAGGUAUUUUGAAAUUGACCCUUGUUGGAGCUUUUAGCGUUAAGAAAUUGUUAAAUGAUAUGGGUCGAGUUGUGUUAUGAAUCUUGAUGUACAGAUGUCCUGUUUGUGUGUAUUGUGAGGGGAGGCCACUUGUUACGCCCUUGUCCAAAAAAUGCUGGGAGGGUUAUUUAUAUUUAUCAUAAAAGGUGUUCAAAAUACUCUAUGCAUAAUACUUUUUUAUUUUGCCUGAAAUAGAACAUUAACCUUAUCUUCCUUAAAUGUAUAGAAAUAAAAUGGGCAAACACACGACAAAA
Messenger RNA from Esox lucius (northern pike), 2992 nucleotides. RefSeq names its product ferrochelatase (gene fech). Gene Ontology annotation, biological process: heme biosynthetic process. Gene Ontology annotation, molecular function: protoporphyrin ferrochelatase activity. The record is from RefSeq and is a predicted model, not a curated record. The coding region runs from base 185 to 1420 and encodes 411 amino acids. NCBI's taxonomy places the organism in Eukaryota, Metazoa, Chordata, Actinopteri, Esociformes, Esocidae. The transcript has 11 exons.